Colletotrichum tamarilloi is the source of this 327-nucleotide messenger RNA. RefSeq lists its product as uncharacterized. Lineage: Eukaryota; Fungi; Ascomycota; Sordariomycetes; Glomerellales; Glomerellaceae. Bases 1 to 327 code for a protein of 108 amino acids. The transcript is spliced from 2 exons. The record is from RefSeq and is a predicted model, not a curated record.
AUGCGCGGCGCAGAUGGCCCACCAGAUAACGCUCAAGAAGUGAGGCCGGAUACUCGCAAACGAAGGGAUGAGAAACAAAAACGGAAAAAAAUACUUCGGGAGAAAAAAAAAAAAAAGGAAAAGGGGUAUUGUAGUAGAUCAGGCCUGGAUGCUCUCACGAGCUUUGCGUCGUUGCGCAAGAAAAAAUUGGGUGGUGGGGUUCAUCUCUUGUUUUCUUGUUCUUGUUUCUUCUAUUCGUUUCUUCGGGUUCUUCUUUUCUCCCUAUUUCUCAUUUUGGAUUUUGGAUUUUUAGGGUUUUUUUUCUGGUUAUUCUUCUGCCCGAAGUAA